Messenger RNA from Corvus hawaiiensis (hawaiian crow), 955 nucleotides. It is a transcript of the gene MTURN, whose product is annotated as maturin, neural progenitor differentiation regulator homolog. Gene Ontology annotation, biological process: positive regulation of megakaryocyte differentiation; regulation of signaling. Gene Ontology annotation, cellular component: cytoplasm. The transcript is spliced from 3 exons. Bases 33 to 428 code for a protein of 131 amino acids. The record is from RefSeq and is a predicted model, not a curated record. Lineage: Eukaryota; Metazoa; Chordata; Aves; Passeriformes; Corvidae.
CGGCGGCGGCGGCGGCGGCGGCGGCGGCGGCGAUGGCUUUCGAGGCGCUGGCGGAGGCGGCGGAGCGAUGGUGCGCCCGCACGCCCUUCCAGCUCAUCGCCGCCGAGGAGACGGAGCGGCGCAUGGACUUCUACGCCGAGCCCGGCGUCUCCUUCUAUGUGCUGUGCCCGGAGGCCGCCUGCGGCGACAAUUUCCACGUGUGGAGCGAAAGUGAGGACUGCUUACCUUUUCUGCAGCUCGCACAGGAUUACAUCUCCUCCUGUGGGAAAAAGACACUCCAUGAAAUAUUGGAAAAAGUCUUCAAAUCCUUCAGACCUCUACUUGGGCUUCCAGAUGUUGAUGAUGAUGCAUUUGAAGAAUAUAACGCAGAUGUGGAAGAAGAGGAACCAGAAGCCGAUCACCAACAGAUGGGUGUCAGUCAGCAGUGAUUUUCUGAGAAGCUAUAAAAAUAUUCGGAAGCCUUUGGUACCAGGUGGGGUCAGGUGGUCCCACGUUAGCCUGUUUGAAUUAGCACAUCACAAGGGGAUAUCUGGCUGCCAAGAUAAAAGUUUUACAAAAAAUAGUUUAAAAAAAAAAAAAAUAAUAAUAAUUCGUGAUGAGCUUUGCUAAGAAGUGACCUGAAUUUUGCUCCUGCUUCAGUGGGUUUUCUAUGGAGUUGUCUUGGUAGCAUUCUGCCGUUAUCAGUCUAGAAGUAGUUUUGUCACUGACUUGUCUCUUCGAUUUGUGUUCGAGAGUAGUGUUUGCUGCCAUGAAUGUAGAGUACUGAGAAUGUAGGAGGCGUGUGGGGAGAGCGCCGAGUCCUCGCCAGUGACCUUUCCGAGGAAACCAGCGCAGAGAGCAAACACCACCUGCGCUUUUCUUUUUAGCGAUAGGUUUUUGACAAAGUACCAAAUGUGGAGAGACUUUUCCUGAAAAACAGUAGUUUAGUAGUGGUUGGUGCUGCAGAAGUGCAUAA